UCCAAGCUGUACCCGCACCCUCCCUGUAUGACAGAGGACUUCAUUGCGGGGUUUGGUGAUUUUUUUAUUUUUUUAUUUACAAGGGUCUGGAACAAGGCUGUCGGGAAAGAAAACGGAUCUGGACCUCACGCAACCUCAGUAAGUGGCUGUACGCAUUGAAGAAACGGGGUCUCUUAAGUGUGGGGAGAAAAAAAAAGAUUUGUUAUUGCCUGGGCGUUUUGGACGCGCUCCGUAUAAACGGUAAUGCCUCGGCGACGCGCUGGAGUCGUAGAGAGAAGAGGCAGGUGAGGUGCGGCGCGGCAGAGGAGCGUUACUCCAAAGAGCCUUGGAUACCAGGAGAGCUGCUGCAGCCGUCACCCUUUUCUCCACUGAGGGUAACGAGAGCGACAGAGAGGGCGGGUUGGCACCAGCUCCAGCCUUCCCAUACCUGGCCAUCUGGUGCGUGCAUGUGUGCUGCUGCCAUGGCAACAAUGACUCCUCCCCUAGCGCUUCUUCUCCUGCUGCUUCAGCUGGCUGAUGGCUCAUUCCCAGAGGAGCCAGGUCCACUCAGCUACGUCCCUGUUGAGGUGAUGAGGAGAUAUCCCGUGUUUCUGGGCAGAGCUCAUCGUUCCGCACCGAGACAGGAGCUGCACAUCCAAACUGUCCUCCAAGUCAACCGCACACUUUACAUCGGAGCCAGAGAUGACUUGUACAGAGUGGAGCUGGACAACCUGGCAGGCGAAGAGAUGUUUUACAGCAAGAAAAGGACGUGGGAGUCCAACAAGAAUGACAUUCGGGUGUGUCGGAUGAAGGGCAAACAUGAGGGAGAGUGUCGCAAUUUCAUCAAGGUCUUGCUCAGCGAGCCCGAUGGCCUGUUUGUAUGUGGAACAAACGCCUUCAACCCUCUGUGUGCCAACUACACUCGAGACACUCUAGAAAUGGCAGGAGAACCAGUGAGUGGGAUGGCCCGGUGUCCAUAUGAUCCCCGACACGCUAAUGUGGCGUUAUUUGCAGAUGGUAGCCUUUUUACCGGCACUGUGACAGAUUUUCUGGCCAUCGACGCAGUGAUCUAUCGUAGCCUCGGCGACAGCCCAGCUCUCCGCACAGUGAAGCACGACUCUAAAUGGUUCAGAGAGCCCUACUUUGUAAGUGCCAUGGAGUGGGGUCCUCAUAUUUAUUUCUUCUUCAGAGAGAUGGCGAUGGAGUUUCAUCAUCUAGAGAAGGUUAUGGUAUCCCGAGUGGCACGUGUGUGUAAAUCAGACUUGGGUGGCUCUCAGCGUGUCCUCGAGAAGCAGUGGACCACAUUCCUAAAAGCACGUCUCAACUGCUCCAUCCCAGGAGACUCCCAUUUUUACUUCAACCUCCUACAUGCCACAAGCAACAUCAUCCAUAUGCAGGGGCGGGACGUAAUCCUGGGACUCUUUUCCACACCACCAAACAGCAUCCCAGGCUCUGCAGUUUGUGUCUUCGACAUGCAGCAGCUCGCUCAUGUUUUUGAGGGCCGAUUUAAGGAGCAAAAAUCCCCAGAGUCUAUUUGGACACCUGUACCAGAUGAGGCAGUGCCUAAACCAAGGCCUGGUGGGUGUGCAGUACAGGGAUCCAGAUUUAGCACCUCAACAACAUUGCCAGAUGAGGUCCUGAACUUUGUGAAGACCCAUCCACUAAUGGACGAGACUGUGCCUCUCUUGGGACAUAGACCUUGGGUGGUAAAGACUAUGGGAAGGUACCAGUUGACAGCCAUGGUGGUAGACACAGAAGCUGGCCCCAACAAGAACCGCACUGUCUUGUUCCUGGGCUCUACCCGAGGGACCAUCCUCAAGUUCCUAAUAAUUUCUGGUGGAGAUUCAGUCUCCCACAGUAGUGUGUUUUUGGAGGAGGUGGAGGGAUUCAAUCCAGAGAAGUGUGGUGAAGACUCCCCUCAGGCCCGUCAGCUCUUGUCCCUGACAUUGGACCGAACCAGCCACACUCUGCUGCUGGCCUUCCCCUCCUGUCUGGUCCGAUUGCCCACAUCGCGCUGCCACCUGCAUUCUCGCUGCAUGAAGAGCUGUCUUGCCUCAAGAGAUCCAUACUGUGGGUGGACCAGAGGCAGUACCUGCUCCUUUCUGAGACCAGGGACAAGAAUCCCCUUUCAGCAAGAUGUGGAAUAUGGAAACACUACCUCCCAUCUAGGAGACUGUGAUGGAAUUCUGCAGCAGAGUUUGCUGAUUGAACCAGAGAGCCUGGUAUCCCUCAACCUUCUCGUCGCGUCUGCAGUCUCAGCCUUCACCAUUGGGGCAGCUCUCUCCGGGCUUGCCGUUUGCUGGAUCAUGGCCCACAAACCUGCCAACCGUCGCCACGGCGGCAGCUCCCAGUCCUCAAUCCAGCGCCGGGAGAGGGGUCUGCUGAGUAACUCGGGCGGGAUGGCUGGGUCUGUGCUGAGUGUCACGAGGCAGGGAGGUGGGGAGCGCUCGUGCUCGCAGGGUGGGGAGACCCUGUUCGUCAUGCCCAACGGCUGGGUGAAAUCAGGAGAGCUCGACCCAGGGUUCCUUCCCACUCCUGAACACACGCCGCAGCAGAAACGUAGAGGCCUACGACUGUCUGACUCCAACUCUGGAGGCUGGGAUACUAGCCAGACAUACCUGGGUGGAGGGUCUGUGGGUCUGGGCUCGCCCUGCCGCAUGCCCCCAUCUGUCUACCUGACCACUAGACUCUUUCAGCAGGGUGGAGGGGGGAGACAUGGCGGUGAGGGACGGGGGAACGACACACCACGCCAGCACUAUGUCUGCUUAAGCAAACAAGAAAAAGGAGGCAAGGGUACACCAAGAGCCCCUGUCAGGAAGUCUGCAGGAGAAUAUGUCUACCCCAUGACCCCCCAGGACUCUCCCGAGCGCCGGAGGGUGGUUUCAGCACCCAGUGCCCCCAUUGAGUACAGCGAGCCGCUGCCCUUGCGUUGGCCAGCCCCGGAAGGUUACAUCCUCAGCAGUCAUGGGAUGGUCCCCGUCCCUCUGCCACCACCAACAAUGCCCCCUCCCGGUGGUCAAACAUACAUGUCCCAGCAACACACACCUUGCCUAAGCAGGGCUCUGCUGAGAGGGGCUCUGGAGCGGGGAGAGCUGGGGGAGCUGGUGGAUCUCAGCCAGCUGAUGAGUAAGAAAAACUGCAGUGAUAGGACUCAGGCAGGCCAGUGACUGUGGAGGAAAUGAAGCAUUACUUGUGUGGAGCCCUCCGUUAAAUUUCCAUAGAUUUCUCCUUUCUCCUCAUUCUGUCAAUCCCUCUCUCUCCUCUUUCCAUCCUCUUUUCCCCACAUCUAUAUUUCAUUGUCAUCCAGCUCCUUCUCUCCUUUCAUUCUCACAGACAAACCUCUUCACCCCGAAACGAGUCUUGCCUUCAACUGGGUGCUGGCUCUGCCACUCAUUUCCUGGCUCACAUUAAUUGGUCAGACGGACCAAGGUUGUUGCUGUGUCUGCAAUGCAGAGUUGCCUUUCUCUCCAGGUCUGGGGAUGAGGGAGAAGAGGGGAUAUAGAUGGAAGAAAACCAAAUGGGGAGCACUGAGGAUAAAGACAGAGAUUUAAAGAUUGCCUUCCUUCUGCAAACUGACUGGAUUCUUUGUCCCUUCUCUUUGACAUUUCCAAGACUGCCAGUCAUCUGUUCCUAAGUGUAUUUCCUGACGCUCUGAUUGCCAACUAGGUACUUGAAACUAAAUUGCAAACUCUGAAGACUAUUAAAGUAUCUGUCUCAAGGUGAAUCAACAGGCAGUUGUUCUGACUGAACAGAUGAGUCUAAGCAAAUCUCUCCCUGAUUCCCUUUUUGUAAUCCUUAACCUUGCUUCACUUCCUACAGCACUUGCUUACACAUGCUUGUACAGGUGGGUCCCAAGUAUUCUAUAGAAAGCAUGACUUGUGUGCCAAAUGCUUCUAACACGUCUCACAGGGAUGCUGGACCAUAACUCAUGCCUGUGGAGAACAGAGUGCAGGACUGAAGUGUCAGCACUAUUCCUGCCAACUCUACCCUCUGUGUAAUGACAGCAUCUCAGCUGUCCGACCCCCACACCCACCCCCACCCAACACACACUCCCUUUUUCGCCCCACACCUCUUUCUUUUUAAUGACCAAUGAUUCCUCAAGGACUUUUGGUGGGGCUGUGAAACACCAUUGAACUGAUGUGGAAAACCUUACCUGAAUCGAGAAGAAAAAUGGGAAAAACAGGUGUUGAUUUAAAAAGAAACUCGAUCACCGCAAUAUAUGAAGACCUUUUCUGUCACUUCAGUUUUAUUCUCCAUUAAAACGCUUGCAUUAGUGCUAUUUAUAGAACCCAGCCUGAUUUUAGUGGGCAAAUUUCCUUUGUAGGCCUACAGUGAUUAAAGGUCCUUUUAGAUGUGAGACAGUCCAAAGCGAACAGUGACAGUGAUAAUGAUCGAAACCCCUGGCUUAACUCAGAGGCAGCAGGGGGGAAUAGAAAUGUUCCCAGCCAGCAAAUGAAACUGUAUAUUCAGCCUAUCAUAGUGUCCUGUGCCAUGAAGCAGUCCACAUUUGGAACUACACUCUGCAGCUUCAAAUUACAGCAUACUGAAGAUACAGUGCUGGACACUUUUAUUGGCAUGCCUAAAAAUAGAUUCACCUUUUAUUGUGGUAACAUAAUUUCACAAUGAAAGUGUUAGAAUAACUCAACAUUUAAUUUGAGUGCAUUUAUUCAGUAGGGGGAAAAACACAGUUGUAAAAAAAUAAACUCAGAGGUUGCAUGGUUGUUGGUACCCUUGUUGUUAAUACUUUGCCAAUAGGACAGCACAUUGUCUUCUCCUGUAACAGAGUCCUGAGUCCUCCUAUAAGCUCUCUUCAGCUCACCCCAAAGGUUUUCCUUAGGAUCAGAUUCUCACUUUUGGGCACCAAUAAUCGCCUGAUUAUUUUGUCCAAGAUAAUUUAUUUUAUUUUACACUGCAGUGCGAGGGUUAAGUUCGAUGGAAAAAAAAAGAAAAAGGGCUCUUGUUGAUCUAUUAAAUGUUAAUGGGCAGAUAUGAUGUUUUUCCAGCUCAGACACAAAUGGCAGGAUUUAUCAAAUUAGCUAUAAGUCUUAGUAAUUAAAACUGGGCUGAUAUUUAUUACCAUCUUGUUGCUGUUCGUGUAUGUGUUUCUGGAGGGAGAGGGAGGGGGUUGACCAUGUGGUAUUUGUUUGGGCAUGUGACAGUGAUGCAGUGCAGACUGUAUGGUGUUAAACUGAAGCGGAGAAGCAAUGUCAAUGGUGUGGUGGUUUUUUAAGGUGUUGAAAGGGUAGUGAGAUAUAUGAUAUAUAAUAUCGGUAAAUAUUGGUCAUCGGCCAUAACAGUGAUAUUAAAAUCAGAUAUUGAUAUGGCCUGCAUUUUGAUAUUAGUGUAUCCCUAUAUUUUUACCUCCCUUGCAAGCGUCCUGAACACCCCAGUCCUUACUAAUUAGACGUUUAUAGAAACUCUAAUCAGAUAAAGUAAAACUUUAAAAAAUGUGUCAAAUGGAAGUAUUUCAGUGCUUGUCAGACGUACCAAUAACUGUUUCACUGGUUGUUUUAUUAAAAACAAUUAUUUUUUAACAUGACGUUUUCCCCCACUGAAUCAAAUGUACCUGAAUUAAAUUUGAAUUGUAUUUUUUCCAAACGUUUUGUGCCAUAAAAGAUUAAUUUAUUUUAAGACUUUCAACACACAGUUAGGGGUGCUGGCAAGACUUGCGAAAAGGCGAGACUUGAUGUUAUUCAUUAUAAUCCAAAUUUAUCAUAACUUAUAAGGCCUGAUUCGUCAGUCCCAGUCUGUCAAUCAACCAAUAAAUGCUGGCCUGUGGGCAGCAAUAUAUACUUUAUAUGUACAUAUGAAACUUCGACUUAGAUUAAAAGAUAAUGUAAGACAGUAGCUCCAAAACACACGCACACACACACACACACAUAUAUAUAUAUAUAUAUAUAUAUAUAUAUAUAUAUAUAUAUAUAUAUAUAUAUAUAUAUAUAUAUAUAUAUAUAUAUAUAUAUAUAUAUAUAUAUAUAUAUAUAUAUAUAUAUAGGCAGCAGGUGUAAAGCUUGCAGAUGGAAAAUUUUUCAUGUUGUUAAUGUUUUUAUAUUCAAAAGAUUCAUAUCAACUGGCUCUAAGAUGGAUCUCACAGAGUGACAAGUGUGUCUUUUUAAGAUUGUUGUGCCAAACCCAGCUAAGGGAAGACUUAAUGAUGCCUGAUGUUACAGAAGCAAAAAAAAACAAAAACAACAAAAACUAGGAGAAAAAAAUUUCUUUAAGUGCCAUGAUGAAGAUCAUUUCAGUCAGCAGUGCACCUUUCUCAUGUACUGUGGUUUUAAAGAACUCUCUUAUUGCAGUAGACUUGUGAUAUGUAUGCCUUUGACCUUACAUGCUGAAUGUUUUCUUUUUUUAAGAGAUUUUGGCUUGUACUGUUGGGAUCAUUUGUUCACCUCCCCUCUUUUUUGCUGAAUUCUACUUUAGCUCUUCUUGCCAUACAUGUAAAUAUGUGAGAUUGAAUAUGGACAACUUGUCAUGCCCUCAAUGGUUGCAGUGUUUCUGUGCUCUCCUUGGCCAUGACAUGAACUGUGUGUUCAGCUCACAUUUUUAUGACAAUGAUUCCUGAAUACAACUCUUGAAAUGGACUGAAAUACAUUGAAGGAACACUGUGUGACUCAUUUGUGAGGUUUUUUUUUUUGCAGUCUAGUGAUUGUCUUUCUUUCCCAACCAAACUGCCAUGCUGAGGGAUCUUCAAACUGAUUAUCAAAUGUGCUCAUCCUGUUUUUGUUCAUGGUCAACAUCCUGUGCGGUAAUAAUGAAAAGCACAAACUUACGUCCUUGUUUUUAUUGUUAUUUUUUGAAGGAGCUGUUGGGAAUCAUUUGUGAAUAGUGUAAAUAAUCAUUCUGAAUGUAUCGUGUAUUGGGUUUUGGGGGGGAGAGGGAAGGGGUUCCUGCUGUCCUCGCUCUUUUUAGACAGGACUGUGCUGGCCUUUUUUUUCGGUGACAAUGCUGUGAAUAAAAGGUAUGUAAAGUUACCUGAUGUGACUUUUGCUGAACGCAGAGUUUAGCUGUUUCCUUCCUGUAUUUAGAUUAGGAUUGCAGGCCUGACCUCAGCCCUUGCUGAGCCUUCUCACUUGACUGAUGCCUGUAAUGUCUUUUUUUGCAGUCACUAUGCUGCAGGUGAUAAUAAUCAGUACUGCUAUUAAAUGGCAUUAUGUAAUUGA
Messenger RNA from Girardinichthys multiradiatus, 7142 nucleotides. Its product is annotated as semaphorin-6B-like. The transcript is spliced from 17 exons. The record is from RefSeq and is a predicted model, not a curated record. Gene Ontology annotation, biological process: negative regulation of axon extension involved in axon guidance; positive regulation of cell migration; negative chemotaxis. Bases 447 to 3146 code for a protein of 899 amino acids. Gene Ontology annotation, molecular function: chemorepellent activity; semaphorin receptor binding. Lineage: Eukaryota; Metazoa; Chordata; Actinopteri; Cyprinodontiformes; Goodeidae.